This is a messenger RNA of Chaetura pelagica (chimney swift), 585 nucleotides long. RefSeq names its product ADP-ribosylation factor-like 14 (gene ARL14). The transcript has a single exon. Gene Ontology annotation, molecular function: GTPase activity; GTP binding. Lineage: Eukaryota; Metazoa; Chordata; Aves; Apodiformes; Apodidae. The coding region runs from base 1 to 585 and encodes 194 amino acids. Gene Ontology annotation, biological process: vesicle-mediated transport; intracellular protein transport. Gene Ontology annotation, cellular component: cytoplasm. The record is from RefSeq and is a predicted model, not a curated record.
AUGGGCCUCCAGAGCACCAAGCACUCCAAGGUCAAGCAAGCUAACAUACUGAUGUUAGGACUUGAUUCUGCAGGGAAAUCUACACUGCUGUACAAGUUCCGGUACAACGACGCUUUUCUGACAAUGCCAACCAUUGGCUUCAACGUGGAUAUGAUUGAAACAGAGAAGGAUUUCACACUGACGGUUUGGGAUGUUGGAGGGCAGGAGAAGAUGAGGCAGGUCUGGUGCCGCUUCCUGGAGGACGCGGACGGGCUGCUCUAUGUGGUGGACAGCUCUGACAAGCAACGUCUGGAAGAGUCAAAGAAAGAAUUUGAACUCGUUUUAAAGAAUGAAGGUAUGAAAAGCAUACCCGUGGUGGUGCUGGCCAACAAGCAGGAUGUGCCCGGAGCUUUGAACGCUGAAGAGAUAACCAGGAGGUUCCACAUGAAGAAGUACUGCAGCAACAGAAACUGGUACGUGCAGCCCUGCUGUGCUGUCACAGGAGAAGGUUUGUCAGGAGCUCUCCGGACACUAACUGCAUUUACCAAGCAGUACAGGAGAUCAAAGGAGACUUUGACAGUCUUUAAGGAAAUCAAAACACCUUAA